Penicillium manginii is the source of this 795-nucleotide messenger RNA. Its product is annotated as putative RNA annealing protein Yra1. The transcript is spliced from 5 exons. Lineage: Eukaryota; Fungi; Ascomycota; Eurotiomycetes; Eurotiales; Aspergillaceae. Bases 1 to 795 code for a protein of 264 amino acids. Gene Ontology annotation, cellular component: nucleus. The record is from RefSeq and is a predicted model, not a curated record. Gene Ontology annotation, molecular function: mRNA binding. Gene Ontology annotation, biological process: mRNA export from nucleus.
AUGUCUGCCAACCUGGACAAGUCGCUCGACGAUCUCGUCGGUAACCGUCGCCAGACUGCUCGCCGUCGCGGUGGAAACCGUCGCGCUACUGCCAAGCCUACCACGGUCGGAGGUGUCAAGAAGUCCUCCAGGGCCCCCAAGGCCCCUGCGAAGGCGGUUCACCCUACCCCGGUUCCAGCUGCAUCCAGCAAGAUCAUCGUGAGCGGACUGCCGUCCGAUGUGACUGAGGCCAAUAUCAAGGAAUACUUCACCAAGUCUGCAGGCCCCGUCAAGAAGGUGAUCCUUACCUACAACCAAAACGGAACCAGCCGUGGCAUUGCCUCCAUCAUCUUCGGCCGCGCCGACACUGCCGCCAAGGCCGCCAAGGAGCUUAACGGUCUCCAUGUCGAUGGCCGUCCCAUGAAGAUUGAGGUUGUUUAUGAUGCCUCCCACGCCCCGAAUGUUCCCGCCCCCAAGCCGCUCACCGAGCGCAUCGCUCACCAGAAGUCCCAGCCCAAGCCUGCCACCGCUGCCAAGGCAGGUCGUGGAGCUAACAAGAAGAACAACGCCAACGCCAACACCAACACCAACGCAAGCACCAACGAAGGAGCCAAGGGUCAAGCUCGCGGCGCCAAGGGUCGCAAGGGUCGUAACCCUGGCCGUGGUAAGCCCAAGUCCGUCGAGGAGCUCGACGCUGAGAUGGUGGACUACUUCGCCGGUGGCAACGAGAAUGUCCCUACCCAGGCCGCUGCUCCUGUCAACGCUGCUCCCCAGGCCAACGUUGGUGAGGACCUCGGCAUGGCUGAGAUCUCCUAA